CAAAGGUCAGAGAGCGGAGGGCGGUGGGUGGGACUAUAUAAAAGGAGUCGUGGUUACCUGAGUAAUCGUUGGAGCCACUGGGCCUCGCUCAGGUUUCAUCGGCGGAUUUUCGUCAGCGAGCUUACCUCAUUGGGCACUUUUGGAGGAAGGUAUCGCUGGGUUUUUUUCGCUGAAUUCUGAAGACUCAUUACUGAGGGUAGUUAGUGACACGGACGGUUCUGCUUGUCGAAUUUCAACGGUUGUGAACAAUCUGCAUCAUGAGUAAAAGAAAAUGUAAGAGGAAUAGUCUCUCUCUAGGUGAAUGCAUUGCCAAGGCUCACAUGAUAUUGAGAGCACGGUUCUGCCAUCACCUUCCUGGUAAACCAUUUGGAUUAGAAGCUCAAUAUAAAAAUUUGAUGGAUCUUCUGAAACAAACAGCUGUUCAGGGGGAGAGUAACUCUGUCCUCAUUGUUGGUCCCCGAGGAGUAGGAAAGACAAUGCUGCUGAAGAGUGUGUUGAAUGAACUUAUGGAAAUGAAAUAUGUUAAGGAGAAUCUUCUACAAGUCCACUUAAAUGGUUUAUUGCAAACAGAUGACAAGGUUGCACUGAAAGAAAUCACACGACAGCUCCAGCUUGAGAAUGUUGUUGGAGAUAAAGUUUUUGGGAGUUUUGCUGAAAAUCUUGCUUUCCUUCUUGAAGCUUUGAAAAAAGGAAACCGAAGUAACAGCAGGCCAGUGCUUUUUGUCUUGGAUGAAUUUGACCUCUUUGCACAUCACAAGAAUCAGACCUUACUUUAUAACCUCCUUGAUGUUGCUCAGUCUGCCCAGACACCUGUGGCUGUGUUGGGCCUGACUUGUCGAUUGGAUGUUUUGGAACUCCUGGAAAAGCGUGUGAAGUCAAGAUUUUCCCACAGGCAGAUUCAUUUGCUAAAUGCAUUUGGCUUCAAACAAUAUGUGGAAAUGUUCCAGCAACAACUUAUUUUACCAAAAGAAUUUCCUGAUGGCAGAUUUGCACAGGAAUGGAAUCAAAAUAUCCAGUGUCUGUGCAAGGAUAAGAUGGUGGAAGAUAUUUUACAGAAGCACUUCAAUUCCAGUAAGGAUUUCCGCUCUCUGCAUAUGCUACUGAUGUUGACGCUUAGUCAUGUGACUGUCUCCAACCCAAAUAUUCAACCAACAGACCUUCUAACAGCCAGCAAACAGUACAUGAUGGAUUCGAAAGCAAAUAUACUGCAUGGUCUGUCUGUGUUAGAAUUCUGCUUGAUCAUUGCCAUGAAGCACUUAAAUUCAAUUUAUGAAGGAGAGCCUUUUAACUUCGAAAUGGUUUACAAUGAAUUCCAGAAUUUCAUUCAAAGGACAACUCAUUCAAUGCAUAACUUCAAAAAACCGGUAGCCUUGAAGGCAUUUGAACAUCUGCAACAAUUAGAAUUAAUUAAACCAAUGGAUGGAGCAUCCUUCCGAACACAGAAAGAAUACCAGCUGGUGAAACUGCUUCUGGAUAGCAAUCAGAUAAUGAAUGCACUUCAGAAAUAUCCACAGUGCCCUACAGAUGUCCGGCUUUGGGCAGCAUCAUCUCUGGAUUAAACCACUGGAAAUCAGAACUCAUUAAUGAACUGAAAGAAUUUGAUAUUUUGGAGAAACAUCAGCAAUUAUAACAAGUGAUUUUCUUUUCAACUAGUUGAAAAUUGCAGGAAAGAUUUCUGUUGCUGGAAAGCAGGUAAUCAGGUAAAAUUCAGAGUUUGAGUUCUGAGAGAGGCAACAUUUCCCUUGUUUAAAAAUGUGCUUUUCUAAAGUUCUGAGCACAUGGGUUUGAAUACCAUCAUGGCAGGAUUUGUUUUUCCUAAAUAUUGAGUACAAUAAAAUAUGAGACAAAGUAACCAUUUUAAAAUACCUCAGCUGAUUCACUAAUGUCCUUUAGGAAAGGCGAUCUGCCAUCCUUAUCUGGCCUGGCCCACUUCUGACUCCAGACCCACAGCAAUGAGGUUGACUCUUAACUGUAAUUAGGGAUGAGCAAUCAUUGCUGGACCAGCCGCCAACAUCCACAUUUAGUGAAUGAAAACUAUUUUGAAAUUUUUCAGGAGGAGGAACAGUUCAUCUUUUGCCACUAAGCUGACAUGCAAUUAUUGCAAAAAUAGAUUUUAAACAUUUUUACAUUUAAAUACUUAAAAAUGUAUUUGUCUUUCACUUUUUUUCAUAAAUAACAAGCUUAAAAUUUGUAAUAAUAGCAAAAUUAGAUUGGUGGCUUUGAAAAUGACUAUUAGUGGCUUUACUAUUCUCAUUAUCGAGAGAACACCUGCCACUAUGUAUUUAAAGGUAUUAAAAAUAUGAACAUUUAGAUGUGAAUUUGCUCGCUGAGCUGGAAGGUUAGUUUUCAGACGUUUCGUCACCAUUCUAGCUAACAUCAUCAGUGCGCCUCCGACGAAGUGCUGGUGUUAUGUCCUGCUUUCUAUUUAUCUGGUUAGGUUUCCUUGGGUUGGUGAUGUCACUUCCUGUUCUUUUUCUCAGGAGAUGGUAGAUUGAUUAGGAGCCAAUGUGUUUGUUGAUGGAGUUCCGGUUGGAAUCCCAUGCUUCUAGGAAUUCUCGUGCGUGUCUCUGUUUGGCUUGUCCUAGGAUGGAUGUGUUGUCCCAAUCAAAGUGGUGUCCAUUUUAUGAACAUUUUAAGAUGGCACAUUUGCUCUUUUUGUAAGGGGUUAUGACUGCUGAAAAUUUUCCAAAAAGGUGCCCCAAGUUUCUGCCAUUUGGUAAUUGCCAUUUAGUUUGGAUUAAUGCUGCUGUUGUUUGAUUGUUUAGUACAAAAGCAUCAGGAAGGUUCCUAGAAGCUUUGGUUUCAGAUUCAUUUAUGGUAAGAGUUCUAACAGAAAAUAAAGUUUAGUCUUCUACAUUCGGAUUUCUUUUUGUUUAGUUCUGCCCUGUUGCUACUUUGUACCAGCUUUGCCAAAUAAGAUUUUAUAAGUUGUGACAUGUCCAUGUAUAUGCUGUCAAGAAAGGCAUGAAUGGGGGUGGGUUGAAGUCAACUUUAAAAGACGAAAAGCUGUGUGAUUGAGAAUUUUUAAAUGGACAUGCAGAAAUAUAAAUACAUAAUUGAGGUCAGGUGAAUUAGGGUGAUACAAUGUAAGUGGUGGGCUAGAGCUGUGGAUGAGUUUGUCUUAAUAUAAGGUGGCAUCUAGUAGUCAAUUUCAUACUGACUUCUGGUAGUCCUGUGUCAAAUUGCAUAUCCCUGCAGAUCACCUCUGGAUUUCAGCAAUAUUAGACUAAGUUUACAAGAUUUAAAAAAAAAAUCUCUGUAGAACACUGCUUUAUUAAAGCUGUUACCAACUGUAUGAAGAAAAUUUGGUACAUUACUAAAUAUUUGGUUAAAGGGUUGGAAAAGCCAAAUGUGGAUUCCCUGUAUAAAAACAGAUGCUCACAUUCCACACACUGAUGCAGAUGAAUGGCUUUUGUGUUGCCUUACAUUGCCUUUCCAUUGUACCACCUGCCUUCCACCCUCAGCUCCUGUCCCAAAUGUGAAGGCCUGUGAAGCAGUAACAUAACUUACAAAGAUCUUGUUACAAGUAUUGAAGUCAUGUGCUUUUCUCAGAAUGGAAGGUUGGAUGGUUUUAAUAGACAUCAGUAGCCUCAGUAGUUUUCUGUUCUGUUAGAUGUUCGAUUUAAAUAAGAAUUCAUGCAUUCCUUUCCCAUUGUCCAAUUGUUUAAGGUACAUGUGGCCAGAGUUAGUGCAAUUGAUUUUUAAAUUGAAAUGAUAAAUGCUAAAUGUUUAAUUCAUUAUAAAUAAUAGGUUAGAGUUAGAAAUUUCAUGAAGCAGCAGCAAUAGUGACAUGGCAUGAAACAUUCAUAGCAGCAAACUUGACCAAGUUGAUACAAUAGGGUUGAUAUUCGAGCUUAUGAGUACAAGCUGAUGUAAUUUGUUGAUUGUUCCAUUGUUUUCAGUGUCUGGGUCAUAAAUUUUCCAUAUAUUUUGUGAUAAUCAACAAAACUCUCAUUUUUACUUCUCAGUGAUGCAAGAGCCUUGAAGUUAUUGGAAUCCCAGUACACUGCUGGAAAUGUGGCAAAGUAGGAAUUUUCCCAAACUUUGAUUAUCAAAGUAGGCAGUUGCCAUACUGGGGCACAGAAUUUCACAACUGAAUUCUGCAGGAUAGAAAGCAUCAAUUCAUUAAGUGCAGCAAUAUUGUAUAUAAUGUGGAAAGUAGACAUGAAGAUUAUCAGAUAAAUCAUAAUCUCACUGCAUGGCAGAGCGGACUUGAUGGGAUGAAUUGCCGACCUCUAAUCCUGUUUUGUUCUUCUUACUCACAACAGGGAUAUAUCAUGUUAUACACCAUUCUUUAAAAUUCUUCAUUAAAGUUAUUUUAAAAUCAAUUCACAGAAUGUUGGUGUCAUUAGCUUAGUGAACAUUUAUUGCCAAUUGCCCUUGUGGAGGUGGUGAUGAACUACCCUCUUGAACUUCUGCAGUCAAUGGGUGUUGGGUCAUCCAUAAUGCAGUUAAGGAAGGAGUUUCAGAAUUUUGUCCCAGUAAUACUGAUGGAACAGUGAUUAUUUCCAAAUCAUGAUAGUGUGACUUGGAGAUAAAUUUGCAGUUUAUGUAUCUGCUGCCCUUGUCUUUCUAGUUGACAGAGAUCACUGGUAUGGAAGGUGGUGUCCGAGAGAACAUUGAGUUGUUGCUGUGAAUAUUAUAAAUGGUUUACACUGCUCCUACCGCAUUUAGUGGAGGGAGUGAAUGUUGACUGUGUUGGAUGGUGCAUCAGUCAUGCAGGCUGCUUUGUCUUAGGUUGCUCUAAAUUUCUUGUGUUGAUAUUGCACUUAUUGAGACAAAUAGAGAGUAUUCCCUGACGCUGCUGAUAGCCGGGUUUUGAGUUGACGCAGAAGUCCCAGCUUCUGACAGUUUUUGUGUAGCCACAGUAUUUAUAUGGUUGGUCUACUUCGGUUUUUGGUCAAUGGUCAUGAUAGUAACGGUGGAGAAUUCAAUGAUCGUUUUGCCAUUGAAUGUCAAGGGGGAAGGGGCAGAUCUUUUUGUUUGAGCUAGUCACUGCUUGCCACUUGUCAUGUCAUGUGAAUAUUACUUGGUGUUUAUUAGCCCAAGCCGAGAUGUUGUCCAAUUUUGGUGCAACAGACAUGGAUUACUUUGUAAUCUGCGAAGUUGUGAAUGAAUAAUGUUCAACACCAAUCACCAGCAAACAUUCCUCUUUGCUGCUGGGAAAAUUGUUGAAAUAGCUAGAAAAGGUCAGGCUGAGGAUAGAUAGUACGUUGAGACACUCCUACAGUGAUGUGCUGUGGCUGAGACGACUAACCUCCAACAACCAAACCAUUUUCCUGGUGCUAUGUCUGACUCCAACCAGCAGAAGUGUUCUCCCCUCAAAAAUAAAAACAAAUUUUUGAGAAAAACUCAGCUGGUCUGGCAGCAACUGUGGAGAGAAAGCAGAGUUAACAUCUUGGGUCCUUUAUUGUUUUGUCUUGAGUGUUAUUCACGUAAUUUUCCAAUGCCAGCAUUUUGCCAGGAAUCUGUGACACCACACUGGGUUAAGUGCAAGGAUGAGCCAUCCUUACUUCCCUGAAUUUACCUCACUUGUUUGUGUAUUUUGAUAAGGCUGUAAUGAGGUCACGAGGUGAGUGGCUCAGGCAGAACCCAAAUUAAGUCUCAGUGAGCAGAUUAUUUUUGAGCACUACUCACUAGCAGUAUCGCUGGUAUUUUACUUCAGUUUUACUCUCAUUUACAAAGUUAUUAACAAGGUUGGACUUUUUUUCUUUGCAGUUAGAUCUUGUUUCAGCACUUUUGGUGUGGGGAGUUUCUGAAGCAGAAUGCAAGUGCCAGAAUGUUGCCAUGGCUCUCGAUACUGCAAGCGUGUGAGCCUUCAGUCAUUUACUCUAUGCAAUAUCAGGAAAUCAAAUUGACUGGAGAUAUGUCAGGCUUGGUUAUUGCACUGAUGUGCCAGGUCCCUAUCACUGACCAUGGGAAUAUUUCUGAAACCACCUUCUGUUCAGUUCUUUUGACUUAUCUGCCACUAUUCACGGAUGUGGAUGGACUCCCACAUUUAAUGGUCCUACCAUGAACAGAUCAGAUUUAUCUCAAUUGCUAUUUAAAACAUAGAACAGUACAGCACAGAACAGGCCUUUUGGCCCUAGAUGUUGCGCCAACCUGUGAACUAAUCUAAGCCCCUCCCCUACACUAUCCCAUCAUUAUCCAUAUGCUUAUCCAAGGACUGUUUAAAUGCUCUAAUGUGGCUGAGUUUAACUACAUUGGCAGGCAUGGUGUUCCACGCCCUUACCACUCUGAGUAAAGAACCUGCCUCUGACAUCUGUCUUAAAUCUAUCACCCCUCACUUUGUAGCUAUGCCCCCUUGUACAAGCUGAAGUCAUCAUCCUCGGAAAAAGACUCUCACUGUCCACCCCAUCUAAUCCUCUGAUCAUCUUGUUUGUCUCUAUUAAAACCCCUCUUAGCCUCUUUCUCUCCAAUGAGAACAGACCCAAGUCCCUCAGCCUUUCUUCAUAGGGCCUGCGCUCCAGGUCAGGCAACAUCCUGGUAAAAUUUGGUAGAUUCUGAUAGAUUUGCAGCAUAUGGUAUGCAAGUAGUUCUGUGUUGUAAUGUUACCAAGUUGACACCUCAUUUGUCAGCAUGCUUGAUGCUCCUGCAUGCCAACCUAUAGUCAUCAUUGAACCAGGGGUGAUCUGGCUUGAUGGAAAUGUUAGAAUGGUUGCUGGUUGAAGUCCUGCAUAAUACGCAAGAUAGUUGUGGUUGUUAAAGGUUCAUCAUCUCAGCUGUAGGAGUUCUUCAGAGGAGUCAAAUUCAUCAAUAAUUUUCCCUUCAGUGUAAGGUCAGAACUGCUGCUGUUUGCUAAUGACUGACUCCACUUCUAAUUGCAACAAGACCUCCAUAUCCAGGGUAGGCUGAAAAGUAGCAUAUAACAUUCAUGUCACAACAAUGCCAGCCAACAACUAACGCCAGUAAGAAAUAUAAUCAUUGAAGGGGUCCCUAUCACUUAGCAAUGGCCUUACCAUGACUGAAUCCUCCACUAUCAACAUCUACUGACUGUAACAGCAGAUCCAAGAUGAGGAAUACUUCAAAGUGACUCACCUCCUGUUUCACUAUAAACAAAGCAAAAAGUCCAGAAAGGUAAUGGAAUACCAUUUGUCUGGUUGAGUGUAUCUUCAACGACUUUUUUGAUCUUGACACCAUUCACGAUGAAGCAGUCUGCUUGAUUAACAUCACAUUCAAGAACAUGCAAUCACUCCAUACCCGCAGUGUGUACUCUCUACAAGAUUAUAUGGCAGAAAUUUGCCAAAAAUCCAGACAUACCUUCAAACCUCCAACUGCUACCAUCCAGCAAGAUGAGGGCAAUAGAUAUGUAGGAACGCUAUAUCACCUGCAAGUUGCCCUCCACACUACUCUCCAACCUGACUUGGAAAUACCUCCCUGUUCUUUGUCACUAGCUUAAAAAUCCUAUAGAUAAAACUGUUAAGCCAUGUUUUAGCUCUGGGAUCUAAUUUGUCCUACAUCACCAUUAGCUGGGAACAUCUUUUUUGCCCAUCACUAGCUGGCCUUGAAGGUGGUGGUGAACUGUAGUCUUGAUGCUGUAAUCUGCAUGCUGUAGAUAGACCAACACUGUCAUUAGAAAGGUAAUUCAAGAAUUUUUGACCCAGCAACAAUGAUGGAAUGGCACUAUACUUCCAAGUCCAGAUGAUGAAAGGCCUGCAGGGGAACUUGCAGGUGGCAGAUGUUGAUAGUUGUUGAUUCUGUGAUGGUAACACUACUAAAUGUCAAGGGGCAGUGAUUAAUUGUCUAAAGUUUCAGUAGAUUUGUAGCUUGGGUUGUGUAUGUUGUGGUAGGUUGAUGUGCUUAGCUGGUUCGUUGUUCCAUAGAUGCUUCAUUACCCUGCUGGAUAACACCAUCAGCACAGCCUCCGAAAGAACCGAUGUUUUCCCGCCUGGUAUUUAAACUUUGGCGUCCGGUGAGCUGGAUCACCUCCCUUCCAGUUUUCUUUUGCAAUGAAGUGUAAAUGGGGUCUAGCUCUUUGUUGAUGGCUUUCUUCAUGGAGUACUAGGCUUCUUGGAACUCCUAUGUGUGUCUCUGCUUUGCUUGCCCCAGAAUCCUGAUUGUUGUCCCAAUCAAAUUGGUGGCUCUUCUUAUCCAUGUGGAUAAAAUGAGGGAUAUUGGUUGUGUCUUUUUGUAGCCAAUUGAUGUUAGCAUACCCUUAUUUUUAACUUCCUUCCUGUUGUCCAAUAUACUGUUUGUCACAGUCUCUGCAGGGAAUCUUGUAUAUGACAUUGGUCCUGUUCAUUGUGGGUAGAGGGUCUUUAGUUCAGGUGAGCAGUUGUAGGGUUGAUAAUGGUUUGUGCACUAUUCUGAUGUCCAGUAGUUGUAGGGGUCUUGUGGUUAGUUCACGUGUUCCUGAUAUAAGGUAGUGUGAUGAAUGUCGCAGGGCAUGUAGUAUCUUCCUGGUCUUGUUCAUUUAAUAGGCAUUUUGUGACCCCAGUUUUUAGAAUAUCCAUUGUCCUUGAACACGUGGAAGAGAUAUUCUGUGCUAAUGGUAACGCUGGACAUAAGAUCCUAGAAUAAAACCUGACUUAAUUGAUCAUACAGUUACAAAAUAAGGGUGAACAUUUAUUUGACAUUGUGAUGCAAAGAAUUUCUUCGUUAGAAGAGAGUAAAUGUCUGGAAUUCUUUAAUUGAGAGUUGUUAAAGCUAGAUGCCAAAGUAUUUAAGUAAGAGGUAGAUUUUGCAGUUUUGAGAAAUUAAAGGCUAUGCUGGACUGGCACAAAAAGAGAGGCAAAUGAGCCAUGAAGUUCUAUUAUGGAGGAAAAUCUGGAGGAGCUAAGUGGCCUAUUUUUGUUCUGGUUUUUUUCUGUUCUCUUAAAAUACAUAGCAGAACCAGGGGGAAAAUAACUUCAUCUAUGAAGACAGAUCAAAGCAAAGAUUAGAUUUUUCCAGUAUUCUCAGAAGCAGGCUUGGAACAAUUAUCUGAUCCCAAGAGCUCCUUUCCACCUUGCAAAUUCCACCUGGUUCCUUGUUACCGUUUCAUUUAAUCUAGAAUGACAGGACAAAUAACAAAGAAAUAAAGAAAAUUCAAACCUGAGGCAGAACUAUAUCUUAUACAUAACUAUAACUACUUAAAUCAACCAGUAUUGAGUGAUUUCAAACUUGCUGGAGUAUCCCACAACUCUUAUCUGUCACAGGUGAUAUGUUGGAAUGAAACAGCAACAGGUGUAAGCAGAUGAGUAAUUGAUUAGUUCAGGUAAAAAGAAAACAAGCCAGGAGAUCCGUGCUCAAUAAUGGCCACCUUUAUUGCUUCUCAGCGAACAAGACCUAGACUCAGCUCAUCGAACAUUUUCAGGAAGGAAAUAAAAUAUCUAAAUCAGGACUAGAGUUUGCAGUUCAAUCUGCUUGAUGCAAGAUGUAUUUUAGUUCUAUUUAAACCCCAGAGGUUAUUUGUGGUGAAUAUCUAGAGUCCGCAACCAUCCCUGAAGGGUCUAGGCCCGAAACAUCAGCUUUUGUGCUCCUAAGAUGCUGCUUGGCCUGCUGUGUUCAUCCAACUCUAGACUUUGUUAUCUCAGAUUCUCCAGCAGCUGCAGUUCCUCUUGCCCCUAGUUGAAAACCCAUUUUGGAAUACAGCACAUGCAUCUCCUUCCAUGCUAUCCAUUUCUUCUUGGCCUUUAACACAGCUUUCUAUACAGUUUCUCUGUCCUGUAGUCUAGUUUUCUUUUGAAGACACACUCAAUUAAAGGCCUUAAAAUUAUUUUGAAUCGCACUGUUUUCUAACAAAGAAAUACUGCCUUAGAUUAAAUAAUGCACAAAGAUGCAUAGCAUGAACCUGUAGAAAUUUGACACCUGGAACUGCCUCAGAAGUUAAAAAUCCAAUAGUCAAACCUUCUACACCUCAAGAUUCUUUGUGGAAAGUCUCAGACUUAGAGGAGUGACUCGGGCAAGUGCUAGAAAUGGACAGUAGUAUCAUCAGGAGAACGUACAAAAGGAGCAACAAUCCAAUGAUUGCGGUUUCUGCUCAUAAGAAUGCAGGUUUUUAUUUCAUUGUCACACUCAUUAAUUACCUUGUAUUAAUUACCAAGUUUUGGAUUUGCCAAUAAGAGAAAAAAGUGAACAGAUGAUGACAUGAAAGGGAAUUUAAUGCAAAAGUAACGAAGUUAACGCAGGGCAUUGGUGCAGUGCUAUGUAGAUUAUUGGUUUCCUUAAGCAGGAUGUCAAAGUGUUGGAAGUAGUUCAGGGAGCGUUGACUGGACAAAUACCUGGAAUGGACAGAUUAGCUCGGAAAGAUUGGACCAACUACGUUUGUAUCCACAUCUAUUUAGAAAAGCAACAGAUGAUUGACCCUGACAGGGCUUCACCGGGUGGAAAGGAUGUUUCCUCUUGGAGAAGAAUCUGGAAGUAGGAAAUUGAAGAACUAAGUUUAAAAAUAAAGGGUUACCUAUUUAUGACAGAGCUAAGGAGAAAUUAUUCCUAAGAGAGUUGUGCCUUUGGAACAUCCUUAAAAGGCAGUGGAAGCAGAUUCUUUGUUUCUUUUUAAGAUGGUACUAGAUUCUGGAUAAGCAAGGGGCAACAGACUAUUGAAAGUGAGCGAUAAUGUGGAAUAAUCAGAUCAGUCAUGAUCUUACUGAAUGAUGGACGAGGUUUAAAGGGCCUAAUGGCCUACUCCUCAGCCAAUUAUUUUGGCUUAAAUUGGAAAAUAGCAAAUGGGACACUCGGGGUGAAAACAAAGAACUUUAGGAAGCUACAAACCAGUUAGCUUAACAUCUAUUGUGGGAAAUGAUGUUUAUUCCAAGGACUAAGGAUGUUUUCCUACAGUUGUAAGGUGUUGUUAAGGCCAUAUCUGGAGUACUGUGUAUAAUCUGGUCUCCAUAUUUAAGGGAACUUAUAAAUUUGUUAGAAACAACUCAGAGUUUGUUCACUUGACUGAGGCUUAGUUUGGGUGGAGAAGGUUUGUAAAAGGACAUGUUGGGCCCAUAUCCAUUAAAGUUACAAUAUUGAGGUGGCAUCUUAUUGAAACAAAAUCCUGAGGGGACUUGACCGCGUAGCUGCUGAAAGGAUGUUCCUCCUUUGAAGUAGUUAAAAAUAAGUAGUUUCCAAUUUAAGCUGAAGAUGAGGAUUUUUCUCGUGUAAGUCAUGUGUUUGAAACAUUAUUCUAAAGAGAGCAGUGCAGGCAGUUAUUGAAUACUUUAAGGCAUAGGGAGAUUGACUUGAUUAAGGUGUCAAUCAUGAAUAUUACAGAUUUUGCGCAGAAAGCUAGGGAGACCAAAUAGCCUUCUGUUCUAAGUCUGUAUAUACGCAUAUACAUAAAUAAUUGGAAACACUCACUCCACAGCUCCCUUUUCUAACCAAUUUAUUUCUGCAAUUCAGCAGGUCUCUUGUAAGUUCUCCCCUUAUUGAAAGAAAAUGGUUUUCAAGGUUCAGCAUUUUCAAAUAUUUCUAAUCUCAGUUUUGACAGCAUGUUUGCAAAUCUUUUCAUACUUUCAACAGUCCUUUGACAUUCUUUUAAUAAAAUGAAAAACAAAACUACAGAAAGUGCACCUGACCACAAUGAAGUUUGGGAUUAACAAGUUUAGGUUAAGUUUUUGCUCCUUUUGAAAUCUAAACUUUUAGAAAAGAAUUUUCUUUAAAAUCUUUUUAAAACAAUUAUUGGUUGACCUGCAUGCUGUUGUUAAUAAUUUGAACUGUUGUACCAUUGGAUCCCUUUUGUGCUAUGCAGUUUUGUAUUUUGUAAGGUACAAGUGACUAUUUUAUAGUUUUCCCUACAACUGUGUAUCAAAGUACAUUUACCCAUGCUGGAAUUCAUUUGUUGUGUAGCUAGGAGUUUUUGGACCCAAGAUUAUUCUUUUAGUUUAUCACAUUAUACCAUAUUUUAACCUUUCCAACAUUUGUUUGAAUUCAUUGUUUUUAAAAAAAGCCAGUUUGAGGAAUAUCACUAGACUAAUCCAGAGACCCAGGUAAUGUUCUGGGGGCCUGGGUUCAAAUCCCAACACAGCAGAUAAUAGAAUCUCAAUUCAAUAAAACAAUCUAUAAUUAACAGUCUAAUAAUGACCAUGCAAACUUUGUUUGGGAAAAACCCAUCAGGUUCACUAAUAUCCUUGAGGGAAGGAAACUCUCAUGUUUACCUGAUCUGAUGUAUAAGUGAGUCCACACCCCAGCAAUGUGGCUUAACUCUCAACUGCUCCCUGGGCAACUAAUAUAUGCUGACCUAGCCCACAAUGCCCAGGUCCCACGAAUGUCUAUAAAAAAAAUUACACAGAUUCAAUAAAUGCAUGGGUUAAUGAUAAUUCCUACCAUUAGCUUGUGGACAGACAGUGGACACUUCACAGAUCACAACUUGCAUCCCUUCAACCUAUACUAAGAAAUCGGUGCUGCUAUAUCAUAUAAAAUAAGAUCAUAAGACUGUAAGAAAUAGGAACAGAAGUAGGCCAUUUGGCUCCCUGAGCCUGCUCCACCACUCAACAGGAUUACGGCUGACCCGACACUCAUCAUGGCCACUUUCCAGUCCUUUGCCUGUCAACUUGUAAUCAAAAGUCUAUCUAUCUCAGCCUUAAAAUGUACUGUGUCCUCACAACUCUUCCGUGGCAAAGAAUUCCAAGGACUGUCAAAUUCCUCUUUAUCUCAGUCUUAAAUUGGCACUCCCUUAUUCUGAGACUAUGCCCACUGGUCUGAGAUUCUCCCAUGAGGAGAAACAUCAUCUCAGUAUUUACCUGCCAAGCCCCUUAAUAAUCCUUUGUUUCAAUGAAUAGUCCCAAUCUGUUUAGUCUUUGCUCAUUAACAAACAGUCCUUAUCAGGGAUCACCAAUAGAAGAUUCCAAAUGAAGAACAGCAAACAUUCUGAUUGAUAAGAAUCGCAGGUAAAAAGCACAAUUUAUGAAACACUUACUGUGAGCAUGAUGUUUAAAAUAGCUAAACCUCUUAUUAAAUGGUAGCAGUGUUAUGAGCCCGAUUCACAACUGGGAUAUCGCAGUUCACCUGACACUGGAUUGCUGAAGUUGAGGUGAAUCAUUCAUUGCAGGAACCUCAGAUUUUCUUCUGUAUCUUGCUCUGCACAGACUUGCAGCAUUACUAUUUACAUCUAUUAAAGUAGAUGGCACCAUGCACGUGAACACAAAUGCACUACUGCACAACCUCAAGAUACGCACGAUAUAGAAUACAGUAGAAGAAAAAAAAAUCAAAUAAUACACCAGCACAUUUCCUAUAUAGAAUGUAGGUCAUACAGCAGUCACUAUACAGUUUAUUCUUAGGGGAACAGCAAAUAUUUCUGUACAAUACUUAAUCUCUCCCAUCUCUCGACCCAGGCAUUUUCCUGGCUUUCUAAUUGCAAGGUAUUUGCAAAAACAUCCCAAGUACAUAUCAAAUAUUACAGUAAUUUGUGCUCACAGAUGCACAGAACAUUGAUACAGACUUAAGCAAACAUAAUUGUUUAGAGGUAUGUGUAUCACAAACUGCUUUAAGAACUCUGUUGGCAAGUUCUGAGGUAAGCAACACUUAAUCUAGAAUGUCAUGUGUAUCAUUCUGCCCAAAAUACAUUUGAAUUGUCUGAUAAUCUUUAAACUUAAUAGAAAUAGCAAUAUUGCAUAAUUAAGAACUUUACCCUAUUUCAAGGCUAUUAUAUCUCCCUGUGAAGUACUAGUUGCAAGGUAGAGUUGAAGUCUAAAAUGGUAACAAAAUCAUUGCUUUGUAAAAUGUUAAAAAGUUUCUAUGGAUGAAUGAUACAAACCACAUUCUAUAGCACAAGUACCUAGUAAAGAAGAUUCCUCCGAGCAAUAAUCAACUAGUGUUUUUGAGACAGACACCAGCUGACAAUCUAAUCCAAACUUGUACAAGUGGGCAUGUAGAAUAUAUACACCAUUGCAUUUGCCCUUUUUCCCUCUCUGCUUGGAGUAUGGGGACAGAUUUUUCAUUUUUGACAUCAGAAUUUUCUUGUUCUGAGUCUCUGCAAUUCAUGUUUUUAAUAGUAAGCACUUCAUAUAUGCAUAAACCAUUAAUUCACAGUGAGUUCCUGAUUUGAAAACCAUUUUUUUAAAGCUGCAAUAUAUUCUUGGAAAUAAAAGAAAAAAAAAAUCAAUAUAACAUUAAGGGGAAGGAAAUGUCCUACAAAUAAUGUUGCAUUUACCUGAUAGAAAUAACAUUUUUCAAGUGAUUUCUCAUCCAUAUUGUUAAUAAAAUUGGUUAGAUUGAAAACCUGUGAACAAUAAUAUUAAAAUAGAAUUUUCUAAAUUUGCAUAGCCUUAGCAUAUGUUUUAUAAUCUGAGGUACCUGAAGUUCAUUAUUGUUACACAGUGUUAACUGCUCGUGGUCCAACAAUUGAAGCAAACUUUCAGGAGAGGACACUGGCACUAAAAAUCUGGGACUGAGGUCAAAGAAUCUCCCCAAAAUUUAAAAUUUUAGGGAUGUUUAGCCCAAGAUCCAAAUGUGUGCUUAAUAAUAGCUUUUAACGGGUUUUGAGGAUUUUAAGAAAUUACAAGUUGUUUUAGUGAUAUACUGCAGCUUUAACUAAAUACUUUGUCAGCUGUUUACAAUAGAUGAUUGCUGAAAUCAAAAUCAGUUGUAACUAUACAAACAGUUUAUUAUGUUGUCAGUCUUUAAUUUGAUCAGUAAUCCUAUUGCAAAGUAUAAAACUGCAGAAAUGCAGUAAACACUUUAGUGUCAUAUCUAAAACAUUUGGCACCUAAUCACUACACUCACAAUCAAUUAAUGUAGUUUUACGGUAUGAUAUUCUACAUUGAGCAGUUUUGUACUGAAGCAUUUAGCUAUGCUGCAACAAUGCAACGCAUGGUUAACACUUAAGGAUAACCAAUCCCAGGCCCUGAAAAGUAAAUUGAGCAGCAGUUGCAGCGGUUAGUUUUGACUUUUGUUUGUUUUGCUAUAUCAUAUAAAACUAUAGUAAUUGUUUAGGAACAGAAGUCAGUACCAGUGACUUUUAUGUGUAUCUAUUGCAUAUAUUAAUAUAUAUUUUUUUUUAUAAAAGUUCCUCUGUUGCCCUGCAAGUUCUUUUUAAACUUACUGAAAUGGCACUGAAAUUAGUGUAGAACUGUCACCACAACUCCAAACAGAGAGGGAUUAGGGUAACAAAUUCCUGAGGUUAUGUUGGUACAGUGACACAGUAGACUAAUGACUGCACUUUUAACAGGUAUGCAAAAAUUACUGUACAUGUAUAAUGAAAGGAAAACAAAGGAUAUAUUACUUUACAAAAUAAAAGCAUUCAAUUUUAAAAACACCUCCAGUGUUAAUUAUAUCUUGCAAGUUUAAAAACAGAAAAGCAUGCUUACAUCUGAAUCCUCUAUAAACACAGCAAAUCUAAAAUAAGGAAGUGCUUUGAAAGCCAAUUUUGGGGCAAAAGAUAUUUCCAAAGCUUCACGUAGCAAAGGAGCUAUUAAAAGCAGACAUCUGCAUGGUUAAAAAUUAUUACAUGGAGCUUGCACAAGGAAAAAAAAGGCAGAAACACUUUUUGAAUGGCCUUCUCCCAUUGGCAUAGAAAGGUAUAGUUUACAUUUGUUUUUAAAAUGCAGUGAUAAAAUACAUAAAAUUACAUUUAAGGUCAACUGUCAAUUCAAAUCUGUUAGUGUUAUCAAACUUAAAAGUACCAAUAUAGUUUAUCAAAUAUGGAAACUGAGGUAUACCUUGUUGAGGGAGGUUUAUGGUUAUAAUGUAAUGCUUGAAGCUUCUUUGCUAUGUUCCAAAAAACCUUGAUUUGUUGAUACAUAUAACAGCAGCACAAUGAACAUUCACAAGCUAUGUCAUAUUGGCAUUACAACAGUUCUUCUGUGAACGCAAAUAGCAAAUGCAAUAAAAAUGAACUGCCCUUCUUACUGUUAUUAAAAAUUAACAGUAGUUCAUCUGAGGAAUGGCGACAUCCUCACAAUAAACCAGUUAUCUGGUGCACUUGGAUUUUUUAGCCACGCUCAUGCUGUCAAACUUGAGACCCACACUCUGUGAUGACUUAUUCUCAAACAUUCAUCUGAU
Messenger RNA from Stegostoma tigrinum, 15909 nucleotides. RefSeq names its product origin recognition complex, subunit 4 (gene orc4). Gene Ontology annotation, molecular function: ATP hydrolysis activity; DNA replication origin binding. The record is from RefSeq and is a predicted model, not a curated record. The transcript is spliced from 15 exons. Bases 258 to 1559 code for a protein of 433 amino acids. Gene Ontology annotation, biological process: DNA replication initiation; DNA replication. Lineage: Eukaryota; Metazoa; Chordata; Chondrichthyes; Orectolobiformes; Stegostomatidae. Gene Ontology annotation, cellular component: nuclear origin of replication recognition complex; nucleus.